Armigeres subalbatus is the source of this 2459-nucleotide messenger RNA. RefSeq lists its product as uncharacterized. The coding region runs from base 1020 to 2429 and encodes 469 amino acids. Gene Ontology annotation, molecular function: nucleic acid binding; zinc ion binding. The record is from RefSeq and is a predicted model, not a curated record. The transcript has 2 exons. NCBI's taxonomy places the organism in Eukaryota, Metazoa, Arthropoda, Insecta, Diptera, Culicidae.
CCAUAUUGCACUCGCUUCAAUAUCUAACGUAUAAUAAAUAUAUAUAAUAUAAUAUAUAUAUAUAUAUUAUAAUAAAAUGUAGCUACCUAUAGUCAAUAACCUGCACCUGGAACGUUACUUUAGAAGACAUUAAACAACAAUAUUCCAGUAGACCCUUACUGACUAUGUUGUGUGGUACUUAACAGAUAGUGUAAAGUACGCUGAACAUAUGGAUGACAGCCCUGCAUCCAAGCACUCAUCGUGAGUGCUCACCGUGCGGGCUCAUACUGCCAGCCGGCAUUCACUCUCCCUCUUUCAUCUUCCAACCACCGUACAGAGACUCACAAUGGCGAUCCUGCCAGGAGUUGCAGCAUUUAUUUGCAUUUGGCUGCAACAUAAAUAUAGAACUACAAAUUAUAUGACGGGAAAGGCAUCACUCAGAGUUAAAAGCUCGAAACGAAGAGAGUACACAAAAAACAAGGUUAUAUCUGCAGCGUGAGCCAGAACAAGAAAAUGGCUGCACAAAAAAAAAGCGGAUCUUGUAUCGCGCUGAGCGGAGAAAGGAAAUUGUGUUGAUCAAAGCAACCAUUGAGGCAAGCGAUUUGAAAAACUGCGCUGCGCUUAGACUACAAAAAAUUAGAAAGAGAACAUAACUCGGUCUCAACCGCGCUGCUGAGCGAGUUGAAGACUGCGCUGCUGAGCGGGUUGGAACACCGCGCUGCUGAGCGGGUCAUAAGACCGCGCCGCUGAGCGGGUCAUAAGACCGUGCUGCUAAGCGGGUCAUAAGACCGCGCUGAUGAGCGGGUUGGAAGACCGCGCUGAUGAGCGGGUUGGAAUACCGCGCUGAACAAACUAAAAGCUUGCUCGAAUAAAUACGACACAAAACCAAAAAAAGAUACAAAGCGAACUGCAUCUAAGCGGAUUAAUCACAUCGCGCUCAAUAGCAUUGCCUUAAUCGCAAAUUGUUCUUGGGUUUCAUUUCAGAUAGCAUAACGAUACGAUUGAGUAUUGAAAACGAACCCAGGAACACCGUAACGAAAAUGUCGAAUCAGGGAAAGUACGUCCGAAACACAACCGAUUGCCCGCCGAGUGACGAUGACGUUUGCGACCAAAUCGGAAAGCAGAUUGUUGAUGUCGGUCAUACUGAGGAAAACGAAGCUCCGCGUAUGAUACGUAACAAUACCGACGGUUACAGCGAUAACAUGGAAUCUGGUAGCGAUUCCGACGACGAAAACGAAGCAUACUCGAACAAUGAAUCAAGCUCUACGGCAUAUUCGACAAGAUCACCCUCGGCAUCCCCACCGGUCGCGGAAGUUACACCACCGAAGGUGCCGAAUCUGACAGCACACGAACAAGCAAACGCAGAUCGGAUUGACCGUAUGGAAAAGAUGCUCGAGAACAUGAACAACGCCCUCGCUUGCUUCCAAGCGAAUUCAGGACCGAUACCAAACGAUGACACCGACAAAAGCUGGAAGUUUCCGACAGACGCAGAACGACGUGGUGGUGAGAGUUCCUCUUCAAGUAUUCGAUGGGACCACUUGAAGCCGUUCCCGAGCGGUAUCGCUGCUAAUAAAAUGUGGGAACAUUGGAACCGCUACAUAGAAAACUACGAAAUAGCAGCCUCCUUGAGCAACGUCAACGAUCCUGUCAAACGAACACAACUGUUAUACCUCUCCAUGGGCGACGAACUACAAGGAAUAGUUAAAGCUGCAAAGCUCCGCCCAAGCUUGUCGAGCCCGAACUGCUACACUACUUUUCUGACAAACAUUCAAAAAUAUUUGCGAUCCAUGACAGACACUGCUGCCGAACACGAGGCAUUUUCACGAAUGAAGCAAGGGAAUGAAGAAUCCGCCGUAGCCUUCCACGCACGAUUGAUGUGCAAAGUCAGGUCUUGCAAUUACAGCGUCGAUGAUGAGGAUAGGUUCGUGCGGUCGCAACUCCUGACUGGUCUCAGAAAUAGGGAACUCGUGAAACAGGCCAGGACAUACGGUCAUGAUACGAAUUUCAUCGUCCAAUCAGCGACGAGGGACGAAGCGUUUGAAUCCGAGACUAAGCAGCAGGAAGAACCUAGGUUGCUGGCAAUUAGAAGCUACCAAAAUCGACCACCCUACAAUCAGUCAAGUCGAAAACGUACAAACAUAGCUGGAACUGCUGGGAGAGCCAGCGGACUACCAGCAAAACGACAGCACACCGAUGAAUCCAACCAGCAACGGUCCCAAAGACAACGUCAGCGAUGCCCCCGUUGUCUUCUUCUUCACCACAGGAACGGACAAUGCCCAGCACUCAGCCGGAACUGCAACGAAUGUGGCAAACGCGGUCACUACGCGGCCGCUUGUCGCCAGAAGCAGGUGAACGCCAUGGAGAGAAGAACCAACUUCGAUAGACUUCCGAGAAAACAUGACACUCCCGAUGACAAUAAGCAGGAAGACGAACAGGUAUUUUCUGAUUGAUUACUAAUUUCCCUUUUCUUUUCUUCAAGU